CAUAGCGACACAGAAGGGGUAGCGCAUGACGCCAGCAACCUAACGCUGUUGCCUCUCUUUCUAUCUCUCUCAGACACACACACACCGUCUCUCUCUUUUUCACACAUACUCACGCCUCUCAGACACACGGCAACACGCAAGCCAACGAGCAGGACAGCGCUGGACAUAUCAUUCAUACACGGAACAGAUCCUAAGAAAAGGAUUAACUAUCUCCAUCCCUCUCCCUCUGAGGACCUUAGCCUCUCUUACCUCCUCUUGUUCCUCUAAGCCUUUCUUUACCUCUGUUUUUUUUCUAAAAUCCUCAUCUUUUUUUUUUUACACAAUCCGUCCCUUCACAAUUUAUCGGUGGGUUGAAGGGAAGGUGGAGGAAUUGUCUUUAUUCAGAGAGAAGGAUUAAUCUUACAUUAUUCAUCUGACCAGGAUCUUGAAUGUAUGGAUUUUCUUAGUUGUAGUGGUGACAGCUUUUCUUCAAUUUUUUUGUCCAGUCAGAAAUUUUUGAGCUUUACUUCUUUCUUUUUUUUUUUAAUAAUAUUUUUGGACGAAUGGCUGAUUGCAGAAAGCCAUAAAGCUCGUGCUGUCCGAGAUAUUUGGUCAAAAGGUGAUUUGGUGUGAUUUUUCACAUUCACCACAUUGUCGGGAGCCUCAUUCAUGGCGCCUUGACACCGCUUCCACAGUCCCGUCCCUCCAUCAGAGGAAGGCCGCAGUGCUCUGUCAUGCCCCCCCACACCCACCCCCCCGGGGGCACUGGCCUUCCCCCAGCUAGCGCCACUAUCUACCACUGCUACUUGGCCAAACCAGUCUUCCUCUGUGUCCUCUGCCUCCUAGCUGCAUUGCUGCCGCCAACCUGCUCCUGCCCUCCUCCCUGUCUCUGCUCCUCGGACAGCCUGGUGGUGGACUGCAGAGGCCGGGGUCUCUCCUCUCUGCCUCCCUUGCACCUCCUGCCUCCAAGGAGCCGCUCACUCCUGCUAACCAACAAUAAACUCGCCUCGCUGGGAGCAGCUGCCUUUGCUAACCUCACUUCUCUGGAGGAACUGGACCUCUCUAAUAAUUACUUGGAUAAUUUACCAGCCGGAUUAUUCAGAGACAUGUCCAACCUGACAAGAUUGACUCUGCGCAACAACUCCUUAACAGUAAUGGACAGAGACCUCUUCCAGGGUCUGAGCGGUCUUCAGAGUCUAGACCUGUCAUUGAAUGGUCUGUCCACAAUUCCUCUCGGCCUACUGGAUGAGUUGCAGAGCCUAAGGUGGCUGUCCCUAGCGGGUAACAGGCUUCAUGGUUUGGAAAGGGCAGCAUUUGAGCCGCUGGCCAAUCUGCAACACCUGGAACUGGGCCAUAACCCCUGGGAAUGUGACUGCAACCUCCGCGAUUUCAAACACUGGAUGGAGUGGCUGCUGUACAGAGGGGGGAAGGUGGAUGCGGUGGAGUGCACACUACCGAAAGAUCUGCGUGGGCGAGACAUCCGUGGCGUUCCGGUGGAAAUGUUCAACUACUGCCUCCAACUCGAAGAUGAGAACGGAGGGGGCGAGGGUUCUCGUUCGGGACAAGGAGGCGGUCCUCCCUGCAGCAGGAACGCUCUCAAUCCCAGCGGGUCGACACCAGUUUCUGACAGCAGCGGCAGCACUGCUGAUGAUUCCUCUUCAAACACUGGAAGUGGAGGAACAGGUGGAGAGGCUCCACAGGACUGCACCCGCUCUCGCUACCGACCUGUAAGCGUGCGGCGUGCCAUUGGUACGGUUGUAAUUGCCGGCGUGGUGUGUGGCAUUGUUUGCAUAAUGAUGGUGGCUGCCGCGGCUUACGGCUGUAUCUACGCCUCCCUGAUGGCCAAAUACCAGAGAGAGCUAAAGAAGAGGCAACCGCUAAUGGGGGAUGGAGAGGCUGAUGGAGAGGACAGGGAUGAGAAACAGAUCUCCUCUGUUGCCUAAAGGGGUGAUGGCAUGGGGGUUUGGCACGUCAAAGGCUUAGGGAUGAAAAGGGUGAAAAUUAAAAGGGCUCAAAGAGAUGAGAGAUGGAAGAGCUUGUUUUAAACACACAGACGGUUAUAGUAUCUCUCCCUGUGACUCUCAAACUGACACCUCUCCCACUUUUUGUCUUCCUUUCUUUUUCUAUUUUUAACCUCCUCCACUCUGUCGUUUUCUCUAACAUACUCCCUCACACACAUACCUUAUCUGCUCCCAGAUUCUCUCUUCCAUUUGGACCCGUUCUCACUGCAGUAUUCAUUCCCAAACAUCCCUCCAACUCGCCUACCAGCCACCUACUGCUGUUGAAUUUACCAGUAUAUUGGCUAGGAGAAAAAAAAUUGGUUCCUCUCUCUCAGUAUGAAACAUAUCAUUUAAGUAGUUACAGAACACUCAUGGUGCACGGUGAGCCAGUUUUUGUAAACCUGGGCUGAGAUAUCAGGGAUUCAUAAUUUGUACGGUAUUGACUGGACCAAUAUGAGAAGAAUUUCUUGUAUCAGGAAGUAGCCUGCAGUUCUCAGUUUAUCUGUAACCUUCUCCUUCUCAGCCUCUCCAAAGCCAGUAAACCCCUCAACAAACCAAGAUCUGAGCACAGACCCGUUCACUCUCUUCUGGACUGAUCCUCCUCUGAUUUCUCCUCAACCUCCAAGACCUCAAGAAAGAAACUGACAUUAAUGAGGAGAGCUGAUAGAAAAUUAAGACGAUUUGUAGAUGGAAAUCCGAUCUACUACUUUAUCAAAGGAAAGAUACUGAGGCUAGAUCUGAUAUAUGUAACAGAAAACCAUUUGGAUUUACAGAUGAGCAUUCAUUUAUCACAUUAGUGGGACUCUGGCCUGUUCGGAUCAGACUUCACUUUUGCUCUGGAUCUUCUGUGGACUAAUUCAAGCCUGGAGGUAUUCAAAACUGAAGCUGUCCAUGAGAUUCUGACUUGGAUCUUAUCAAUCAGCUCAAGGAGGAUUAAACCAUAUGACUGGAAUGUUGAAUUUGCUGUAUUCACCUGCUUCAGAAAAAGCUCCUACUUGUUUGAUGCUUAAAAUGGUUAUGAUAAAUGUCCGGACAGAUCAAAAGAAUCAGAUCAAAUCCAUGUUCUGAUGCUACUUGGACUAUGCUUCUGGAUCAAAGAAGAUUACACCACAGUUACUGAGAUCCAAAGGACCACAGACUUUGCUUUAAAGCACAUGCUCUUUGUUCUGAACUCAUUUUGAAACUCCUUUCACCUAUCAGAGGUGAAAGUUUGCUACUAUGGCAUAAAAAAAACCUCAGAGAAUCCUGGUUUUCUGGCAAGGACUACAAAAAUUCAUCUAUAAACUACAAACUUCAGGCUUGUGCACUUUAUUUCCCUAAACAGAUUCCCUCUGGCCUCUCUCUUUCUGUCCUGUCCUCCUUCUUUCUUUCUAAGAUGGAUGAAUUGCCUGGAGGGAUUAUUAAAAAAAGAGGGAUUAAACUAAAAAAGCUGCUAUUUUUACCCCU
Pundamilia nyererei is the source of this 3425-nucleotide messenger RNA. RefSeq names its product leucine-rich repeats and transmembrane domains 2a (gene lrtm2a). NCBI's taxonomy places the organism in Eukaryota, Metazoa, Chordata, Actinopteri, Cichliformes, Cichlidae. Bases 714 to 1922 code for a protein of 402 amino acids. The transcript has 7 exons. Gene Ontology annotation, biological process: positive regulation of synapse assembly; axonogenesis. Gene Ontology annotation, molecular function: protein binding. The record is from RefSeq and is a predicted model, not a curated record.